This is a messenger RNA of Chrysemys picta bellii (western painted turtle), 840 nucleotides long. The record is from RefSeq and is a predicted model, not a curated record. Lineage: Eukaryota; Metazoa; Chordata; Testudines; Emydidae.
AUGCUGACGAUUUUUACAGUAGGUGGAAAUCUAAUGGUUUCCAUUGCUUAUUUUAAACAACAUCACUCACCUACAAAUUUUUUGAUUGCCUCCUUGGCAUGUGCUGAUUUUGGCUUGGAUAUGACUGUGCUACCCUUUAGCACUGUAAGAUAUGUUGAAACCUGUUGGUAUUUUGGGGAAAUAUUCUGUAGAUUUCACUGUUGUUUAGAUGUAUCUUUCAGCCUAGCAUCAGUAUUUCACUUGUGUUUCAUCUCAGUUGAUCGAUAUGUUGCUGUCAAUUAUCCUUUAAUUUAUGCAGUUAUCUUCACAGUGCCUGUUUCAGGCAUAUUCAUAGCUGUUGCCUGGACAUUUUCUUUAAUGUACAGUUUUUCUGUAGUGUACACUGGGGCUCAUGACGAAGGGCUACAGGAAUUAGUGAGCACUCUGUCCUGUGAGGGGAGUUGUCAGAUUUUUUUCAAUAAAACAUGGGUGGUUGUAUCCUCUCUUCUUUAUUUCAUAACUUUCUCUGCAAUGAUAGCGCUUUACAGCAAGAUCUUUGCUGUGGCUAAACGACAAGCUAGAAUGAUAGAGAUUAUGAGCAACAACAUCCAAUCAUCUAAUAAUUACAGUGACAGAGUUGGCAGAAGAGAGAGGAAAGCUGCUAAAACCCUGGGUAUACCUGUGAUCGCUUUUUUGGUAUUCUGGUCACCUUAUUUGAUAACUGUAAUAAUUGAUAUUUUCCUCAACUUUAUAACUCCACACCUUGGCUUUGACAUUGUAGCUUGGUUUGCUUAUUCCUUUGAUUUACUCUCUCUUUUAUCCUUGGUUUCGAAAAGCAAUGUAAGUGAUUGUGAGCUGUAA